This is a messenger RNA of Calliphora vicina (urban bluebottle blowfly), 2709 nucleotides long. Its product is annotated as myb-like protein Q. The coding region runs from base 714 to 1919 and encodes 401 amino acids. NCBI's taxonomy places the organism in Eukaryota, Metazoa, Arthropoda, Insecta, Diptera, Calliphoridae. The transcript has 3 exons. The record is from RefSeq and is a predicted model, not a curated record.
ACAUUUUUCUUUUUUAACGCUUGGAGCAGAGAAAUUCUUUUUAAGGAAGUGUAAAAAAUUUCGUUUUAAUAUAAAAUUUAAAUCCAUACAAAUUCAAAAUUACAAUUUUUGUCUUCUUCGAAAGAAAAUUGUAAAGAAAAAGUUUAUAUAAAGUAGUUAUAAAACCUAUAAGUAAAGAAAAAUAAAGAAAUAUUGCUACGCUGGUUCGAUUAUUGCAUGAAGAAGAAAAAAAUUACCAAAACGAAGGCUGGGCGAAAAAGAAAAAAGCAACAACAUCAGAAGAAGACAAAGUUAAAGCAGUAUCAGAAAAACAAGCGGCGACGGUAGCAGUGACGGUGAAAACAGUGAUCGUCAGCAACGACAGUUGGAAUAACAACAACAACAAAAGCAACAACUACUACGGACAACAAUAUUGUUGUGGUACCAUAGUUAGGUGAACACAAAAGUGUUAUAUUUAAGGUGGCCGGAACCAUUACGUUAUAACGCUAAUCUGGAUAGUUUCAGCUGAACAACAUAUGGAAGGGCUUUGAAAGUGAAAGCAGCAAACAAAAUUCUCAUUUUGUUAAAGAUUGAGAAAAUUUUGUUGAAUUUACUACUAAAGGAAUACAGGCAAAAUCUUUUGUGGAGACAACUUGUCAUACAAAAGUUGUUUAAAAGAUUUUGUUGAAAGACUUUUGAUUAAGUUCAAGACUUGUGGGUUAUAGCUAAAGGCCAUGUCCAAUGGUGACGAUGUGCUAGACAAUUGGGAAGAAAUUGAUGAAGCAAGGAUACAAAUAUUGAAAUCCUCGUCAGCUUCUUCUGCAGCUUGUGAAAGAAUCACAAAAUCGUCGUCGUAUCAGCAAACAACUACAGCCAGUUCAACUGCUGCUUUAAAUAGUUCUACUAUAAAUUCAACAUCUUCAACUAGGCCUAUUCAAAUGAAGUUGUUGCAACGCUCUACUACUACGCAAGAGUCAGCUAUAACGACCUCGUCUACGAAACCCAUACCCAAAUCGCCUUUGGACGAUAUGUCGGCCACAUUUCAGCCAGUUAUGAUGGUUUUACACAAACCCCAGGACGAAUAUCAAUCUGCCAAUUAUACACCACCAAUUGCUAAUCAGACUGUGAAAAUUCUAAGGAGACCAACACAAUCUACGGAACCCCGUAAUAAUGGUAUACGUCCCAAGCAGCCAAUCAAAACAUUGCAACAACGUGAACAGGAAUAUGCCGAGGCAAGACUUAGAAUAUUGGGCUCAGCCAAGAACCCAGAAGAUGAUGAGCAAAAGGAUUCAAACGCUACCACAACUUCGGUAACAACCAGUACCACGAAUUCAACACCAUCCACUCCUACGGUAACUGCCGCAGCAUUAUCCAACAAUUCUAUUAUGAAUACAGUGGCUACCACAAAAAUUAACUCACCGAAAACACAAGGUGGUGCAAAUCAAUACAACAAUCACUAUAAUCAACAACUACAGUUGCAGCAGCAGCAGCAACAACAACAGCAACAACAAUAUCAUCAAAAUUUCCAACAGCAGCAGCAACAAAAUUAUUUUUACAAUCAGCAGCAACAGCAACAACAACAGCCACAAUCACCUGCCUAUAACAAUAAUCGCACAUACAACAUGAAUCCACUCUUAGGUCUGGGUCCUAUGGGUUCUAUAGGCCAGCCCGCUCAAUAUCAGGCUACAGCUCUAGCAACACCACAAACGCCACAACAGCAGCAGCAACAGCAUUUGAAAUAUCAACAAUAUCAUCAAAAAUCACCACAACUACAACAUAAAACCCAACAACAGCAACAACAGCAGCAGCAGCAGACUUGGUCUCCUGUUGUGGGCGGUAGUGUUUCUUCCUCGUCUGUAAGACAACAACAACAAAACGAUACGAUAUUACGUUUACCUCGCGGCCCUGAUGGUACUAUAGGCUUUCAAAUGCAGCGGUAACGCGUUGUCACCAACAUCAAUCAACUAUUCAAUUUGUAAGAGCUGUUCAUUGCUAAACUAAAUCUGAAAACUGUAAUUUCAGUUUUAUUUUGUUAAUGCUGCCGUGUUUUUACUCUAAAACAUUUAAUUUUUUUUAAAGGAUUUCUUUUGGUUUGUUUUAAUGGGUAUAAUGAUGGAUGACAAUCGAUUUAAAGUUGCGUUGAUGGCAACUGGCAGCUAUCAUUUUCUGGCAAUAAGAAAUUUGUGGUUGCCCUCUGGCAAUGCAACUGAAGUUCGUUUGCCAUCCAUAUCACCCAUACUUUUCAUAUUAUACUAAACUUUAAAUUUCUUUUUGAAUGUUUAAAUUUAAUUGGUAGUCAUCUAACAAUAUACUUAUUUUUUUUUCUACUUUCUAAUCUUUCUAACUUUAAGUUGUCUGCUAUAACUUUUUUCCCCCCUUCUACAUUUAAUUGAUUUUAUAAACAUUAUGCUUUCGUUUUUUUUUUUUUUUACUUUAUUACAUUGAUCAUAUUUUAAUUUUUACUUAAAACAAAUUUAUAAUUGUUUGAUAUUUUUGCAUAUUUUAAUUUUACUCGUUUUGGGCUACAGUUCAAAUCAUAAAUUUGAAAUUAAACAAGAUUUUUUUUUGUAUUACAUUUAGAAAAAACACACAACCACAAAAAUUAUGUUUGUCUUGUAAACUAAAAGAAAAAAAAUAUUGUAUUUAAAUGAUAAAAGAAAACAAAUUUUAUGAUUAUAAAUAAUUAUACUUAUACAAAAUAUAUAAAAAAAAUACUAAAAAAAAGAAUAA